Molecule: messenger RNA, 2580 nt
Organism: Paramacrobiotus metropolitanus
Lineage: Eukaryota; Metazoa; Tardigrada; Eutardigrada; Parachela; Macrobiotidae
Product: von Willebrand factor A domain-containing protein 5A-like
Source: RefSeq, a predicted model, not a curated record
UACGGUGCAUCAUUUUAAUUUCUGCAUAACUUUUGCGAUGAGGAAGUAAUUUACUAAGUUCUCAUAACGGCCUUUCUGUAUUACUUCAGAUUUAAACACGACAACAUUUUUAACGAACCUGAACCACACUUGUCAGUUGGGUAAAGCAGCACACUGUGGAUUUUUGCACUAAAAAUGGGAAAAUCAAGUUGUGGAUUAUUUGUCGCCGACUCAGAUGUACCAAUCCCCCUGACCAAUAUUCAUUACGAUGUGGACGUCAAAGGAUUCGCUGGAUCAAUUACCAUCCACCAGACAUUCCAGAACGUGGACCCCAACGAUCUGGAAUGCGUGUACGGAUUCCCGAUGAACGACCAAGCAGCUGUCACGGGCUUCAUCGUAAAGAUCGACGACCGCACUUUGACCAGUCAGUUCAAGAAGAAGGACGAAGCCUUCAAGGAGUACAACGCGGCGUUGCGACGCGGAGACGGCGCGUACCUUCUGGACCAGGCAGAUCGUAGCGACGACACCUUCGUGCUGAGUGUGGGCAGACUGCCGCCCGGGAAGGAGUGCGUGGUCAGCAUCAACUACGUCUGCACACUGGACAGCGUCAGCGAGACAAAGCAGCGACUCCUCAUUCCCAUGGCGCUCUUCCCGAGGUACGGUCCCAAACCGCGAAGCACAAUUGGGAUCGCUGCGCCGCCGGAGAAGUACGCUGCAAUAGUGCCGUAUAAAGCGACGCUGGCCGCCAGAAUCGAAACGUUGGAUAAAUUGCGGUCUGUCUCGUCAGUGUCGCAUCCGAUUGCUGUCAGCAUUAUGGGAGAUAAAUGCGUCCAGGUCACUUUCGGUACGCACCAGCAACCAACUGAUCGGGAUCUCAUAAUCGACAUUGAGAUUCAGAACAAUCCCCAGCAUCAUGUCUUGGUGGAGCGCGUCGGCAGUAAUCAGUUUGUUGGCAUGUACUCAUUUAUUCCACAAUUCGACAAGGACGGCCAGAAAGUUCAGAGUGAGAAGUUAAUCUUCGUCGUGGACUGUUCCGGAUCGAUGCAAGGAGAUAGAAUCGAAGACGCGAAACGAGCGAUGCAGGUUUUUUUGCGAAGUAUUCCGGAAGGAUGUUAUUUCAACUACUACCGGUUCGGUAGCACCUUUGAAUCCUUGUUUCCUGAGAGCCGACUUUACUCCGAAGGAACGUUUAAAGCAGCAGAGCGUUACGCUGAUGGCACAUCUGCAAAUUUAGGAGGGACAGAAAUUCUGGAACCACUGCGUAAUAUUUUUGCAGCCGCUCCUCUUCCCGGUUUCUCCCGGCAAAUUUUUGUUUAGACUGAUGGUGAAGUCAAGAACACCCAAGAAGUCAUCGAUCUGGUCAGGAAAAAUGCAUCGAAUUCCAGAGUUUUCUCCUUUGGCAUCGGCGACAGUUGCUGUCACUCAUUGGUCAACGGAAUCGCGUUAGCCGGCAACGGAAAAUCAGAGUACUGCAAACACGGAGAAAUUCUGGAGGAUAAAAUUGGCCGCCAUCUAGAACGAGCGUUGCAGCCUGCCGUUGUGCAAGCCAGUGUUUUGUGGGAAGGAUUAACGAACGUGCAGCAAGUGCCGUAUGUGUUACCGCCCGUCUUCCGAGGUGACCGGCAGAUCGCUUGCAUUUUCGAAGCUGGAAUUCAAGAGCAUCCAGAAGCCGUACUGCAACUGAAAGACAAGCCGGGAAUAGUAACAGUUUUGCCAUAUCCAGCGGACAAGAACCAAGGUAUUGCUCAACUGGCGGCGAGAGCUUUGAUUAAAUAUUUGGAAACCGCUCCCACUGAAACACCGUCAUCCGUUAACAUUGGAUCGUUACAAAAGCGAAACGUGCGAUUGCCUGUAACCAGGAAGCAAGGAUCUGAUAAGGAUUAUAAAAAGGCGAUCACGGACAUUUCUUUAAAAUACGGCGUGAUGUCCAAGUGCGUUUCGCUCCUGGCGAUUGAAAAACGCGACGGUAGGCUUGGUACAGAGAUGGAGCUUCGAGAAAUUCCUGUCCAAGUGUCCACGCCCGUGUUUCAUAAACCUGUGCCACAAGCGAUGACCACUGCCGCCCCCAAUCAGAAUGCACGUUCCUUUGGUGCGAAGAUGAACAACUUCGGUGCGCGCAAUUUGUUCCGGGCCCAAGAAUCAGCUUUUUCCAGUUGUGCUCCUCGGGAACGUGCUCGGUUUUCCGCACAGACCCAUGAACGAAAAGACACGGUUGUGCGCGUCCUGCAGAUUAAUAUGAUGGAGGUUAUUCAAAAGCCGGUUCUGAAUCAGGUGUUGGAUCUGCAGCAAUGGAACGGCAGUUGGGAAUUUUCGGGAAACUUGGAAAGCAUUCUCGGCGUUACCAAGCAUACUGCAGAGAAGAAAGUCAUGGGGUAUCUGGAUCCAGUUUUGCUGGCAACAUUGCUGGUGGUGGCCUAUCUGAAUGCCAAGCAUGCCGGUCAAAAGCAUAUUUGGCAAGCCAUUGCUAACAAGGCGUUGACGUUUAUCCGCACCCAGAUUUCCUGUGAGCGAGAAAUCAGUGUACUGAAAACUUUGCAGUCUCUGUUCUAAGAUAGGUAUCCCAGUACGAGAAUUGCCUGCUUUUUAUAGAAUAGUUUUUAG